Molecule: messenger RNA, 3483 nt
Organism: Sphaerodactylus townsendi
Lineage: Eukaryota; Metazoa; Chordata; Lepidosauria; Squamata; Sphaerodactylidae
Product: uricase-like
Exons: 9
Coding region: 128-1189 (353 amino acids)
Biological process (GO): urate catabolic process; purine nucleobase catabolic process
Cellular component (GO): peroxisome
Molecular function (GO): urate oxidase activity
Source: RefSeq, a predicted model, not a curated record
CGCGCACAAGAUGAAUCCGGGUUGGGCGUCUGCGAUGAAACUGUUACGUUUACGGCGAUAGGCUAAACAAGAACCGAAUCAUGCGCAUGAUGGAAGAACACUUUUUUAAAGCGGGGUGUUUGUGCGCAUGACUGUAGAGUCCCGUUUCUCUGCUAGUGUCCAGCUGGAUUAUCAACAACCUGACAGACAUGGGAAACCUGGACGUUUGCUGGGACAAUGUGAGUUUUCACAGCCUAACAAUCUGGAAUAUGUGAAUUCUGAAUAUGGAAAGAAUGCAGUGAGACUCCUGUACAUUCGAAGAGAGGGCAAGAUACACUGCAUUAAAGAACUGGAAAUCUCUUUACAUAUAAGAUUGAAUAGUGUCAAUGAAUAUGUGAAUAGUGAUAAUUCAUGUGUAAUUCCCACAGACACCAUCAAAAAUACAAUCCAGGCUUUGGCAAAAUGCAGAGGGAUCAGAACAAUAGAAGAAUUUGGCCUCGAGCUGAGUGAGCACUUUCUCACACAAUAUUGCCAUGUGAUAUACUGCAAUGUCUUUAUUCAAGAAGUGCCAUGGCAACGUCUGGAAAAGGAUGGCGUCCCACAUGCCCAUGCUUUUCUGUAUAGUUCUGAAGGAGUUCGCUUUUGUGAAGUGGAACGGAAUUUGAACUGUCCUCCAAAUGUUUUCUCUGGCAUUAAGGAUCUGAAAAUUAUGAAGACAACCCAAUCUGGCUUUGCAGACUUCUUCAAGGAUAAAUACACCACACUCCCAGACAGGAGAGACCGAGUGUUGUCAGUAGAAUCGCUGAUCAAAUGGUGCUAUGGUGACUGCACAGGAUGCUUGGACUAUGACUGCUUAUGGAGAACUGCCCAUGAAGCUGCCCUAGAUGCCUUUGCUGGACCACCUGACUCUGGCCAUUUCUCACCUUCUUACCAGAGAACUGUCAACCGUAUUCAGACAUACAUCCUGGAGAGGAUCCCACAGGUUGAUGAGGUGGAAGUGAUCAUGUCCAACAUUCACUAUUGUGUGGCAGAUCUAGACAAACUGGGAUUGAGCAAUGACAAAGAAAUCUUGACUCCUCAAGAUACACCAUUUGGCGCUUGUGCAACUACAUUGCGUAGGAAGAAGGGCCCUGGAGGAGAAUGCCCACAACCGAUGGAAUGCAACCCUCGUCAUGGUGUUCCAUGGAAGGGUGAUCAUAUGAUGAAGUGAGCAGCCAACUCCCUCCUCAUCAGAACAUUACAUUUAACAACUCUUUUAUUGCCAUGUGUUUUGCUCUGUAUUAUUCUCCAUAGUACUAUGGUUCCACAUGUAAAUGUAACUGAAUUUUUUAAGGAUUACAUGAAGGAAAUCAUAUACUGACAUCACAGUGAAUUUCCUUUUGCUUCAUUUGAAAAAACUGAAUAUUGAAAGAAGCUCACCUGGAACAGAAUGAUUUUCAAGCUUCUUUUAGAAAUUAGCAUAUUAGGGAAGGUUUGUAUAGGUUUUUUGCAUACAUGAAGAUACUCAGUGAGUUCUUUAAAGCAAUUAGCAAGUCUUUUGAUUUACAUUUAGAAGAUUAUAUAUGAUAUGUAUAUACAGGAGAGAGUGAGAGAGAUUUAUGUGCCAAAUCCUGUGGUUUCAAAUGGAGCUACACUAGCUGGGGAUCCCAACCUUCCUCCAUUUAACAAACCUUGAAUUGUCCUUAUCAGAUUAAAUUAUAGCUGUUAAAUGAGUCAAAUUAAUUGGUAGUAGUACAGUCUGCACAGAUUGUAUAACUUAGUCAUAAUUAUAAUAAUUGAUCAUAAUAGUAGGAGUGCAAAAUGUUGACCAACAGACAUUUAUGUGCUAACAGUACUCUACUACUGCAUUUUUGCCCUCUUCUUCAAAAACCUUGGAGUGUACAUAAAGGGGCAAACAACUAAUUUAAUUUGUUUAAUUGAUAAUAAGAAGAGCCACCUUUAAUAUCCUUCAACCUUUCCAACAGUUCCUUCACUUUAAUACUUUUCUACUUCUAAGCAAGCAGAUGUGACCAUCAAAGCAAAAUAUAUGUGUAUUUGUAUUUUUUAAAUUGUAAAACUAAGAUUCUCAGAAAUGCUUGCUAUAUGUUAGAAUUCCAAGAGCAUUUCCCCCCUUCUAAAUUAAGCUGGGGGAGACAGCAGAAUGGAAUACACUAAUCCAAUAUUGUCUCUACUAGUGCGUCCAUUUGCUUCCCGCCAUGAUUGUGUAGGGAUCUUAUAUGACAAAAAAGUUAUAUCGCUCUUCAACUUUUACCCACACAAAACAUAUUGGACUAAUCUAAAGGUUCAAGUGCCCAUCACCCAGAGAAAUGCGUCAAGGGAUCUUGAAUGAUUUAGGGUUUGGUUACGACCUGAAUUUUAAUGCCACCUCAUGAUCCUCAAAUUGACAACCCAUUUGAAAUAUUGUGAUAACUUGUACAUACCAUUUACUCUCUAGAGCAUACAACUGAAUACAUUUUUUACAAAGCCAAGCUAGGUGAAGUUAGUGGAGAUUAAUAAGGCUCGAUUAGAUAUCUUACUUUUACCUGCAACUCUGCAAUAUUCCCUAUCUCCUACCAUUUGCUUUUAAAGGUCAAAGUAGCAUCAGCAAUACAAGUCUUGUAGCCUGCUUGUCAAAUAAGUUUCUAGAAGCUUUUCUAUAUCUAUUUCAUCUUCAGUAGUAGGACUGGCUGGAAAAAAGAUUUCACAUACUAUCCAACAGAUUGUCCAACCCUUCUGUUUUCAGAGAAUAAUUUGCCUUUGCUUAUUGACAGUACCAGGUCCAUUUCGCCUUUGGCUUUCUUUGGCUGUUUGAGCUUCUCUUUUCUUUGGUGAGUUGUUGUUCUGGCUCCAGUUCUCUGCACCGCAUGCCACAAGUUGUUUUCAAUUAGAGGCAAGAAACCCAUUUCCUUUCUGUAGCAGACAUGUUCUUGUUUUACUGAAGAAGGGAGCCAUAGAAUUCAACCCAUUGUUUUUAACAAGACCUUUUUCCUUUUCUUCACAAGUACAUUGAGAUUGAAUUUGUAUUAACUCUGAUGAACUGGUGUUCCUGAUUUUGUUAUAAUACAUGCUUUUGAGAAACUUAUUGGAUAGGAAAAUUAUCUCUCCAACAUGCAGAAACUUGCUAGUACAUAAAAUUCCAAAGCCUCCAUGGCUUACACCAUAAGAAUUUCAGAAGGAUUCCAGUCUUUCCUGCCUUGGAAUGACAAUACUAAAGAAUGGACAUGACUUGGAAUGUACAUUACUUUGGACUCUUGUGUUGGCCAGAUGAUGACCUUGUAUUUUGGUCUUUGGCAUUUUUAAUUAUUUAUCUCAUGCCUACAUCCUACCAGACAGCUACCUGUUGCAUUUGAAUGAGUUCUAGAUUUUCUGUUUCUUAACAUUAUAAUUUCAUGGGGUUGGUUGUGAGGGUUCUAUGUAUCUUUUUAUGGGUGAAUAAAGAGCAAAGAUUAAAAAAACUUGGAUCUGUUUAUUCAGCUAAAUAUGAAACUCUGUAGGUUUCAAAAUAUAAACUUUAUUAUACAUUAA